Messenger RNA from Musca vetustissima, 1800 nucleotides. RefSeq names its product zinc finger protein 709-like. Gene Ontology annotation, cellular component: nucleus. The record is from RefSeq and is a predicted model, not a curated record. The transcript has 5 exons. Gene Ontology annotation, biological process: regulation of transcription by RNA polymerase II. Gene Ontology annotation, molecular function: zinc ion binding; RNA polymerase II cis-regulatory region sequence-specific DNA binding; DNA-binding transcription activator activity, RNA polymerase II-specific. NCBI's taxonomy places the organism in Eukaryota, Metazoa, Arthropoda, Insecta, Diptera, Muscidae. Bases 1 to 1800 code for a protein of 599 amino acids.
AUGUCCCAACCAAAACGAAAAUUUUGUCGUGUUUGUCUCAAAGAAAUACGAAGCACCCUAUCAAGGAUCUAUCAUAUACUGGAGCCACCGGAACCAGUAAUAAAAUUACGAGAUGACCGUAAGGCCGCCACAUAUUUACAAUGCUAUUAUUAUUGUAUACGCAAUGGCGGGACGGAUCAUUUUAAUGUUGAUAGUCUAAUGGACUAUGCCUAUAUAUGUACCAAGUGUCGUUUGCAAUUGAUGCGUACUUUGGAUUUUAUAAUUAAAUCACAACGGAAUGAAGAUUUCCUAAUGUCUAUGUAUGAGAAGAGUACACAUGUUGUAAGUUAUAGUAGUGCAGAAGCAACAGCAGAAGACGGUGAUGGUGAUGAUGACGAUUUGGAGGAUGAGUUGUUGCAUGGCAACAAAACAGAUGAUAAUACAACAAUUGAUUUAGAAUAUGAAUUAUUCGAUGCACAUCAAUCGAGGAAGACGGAAGAUGAGACACAAAGUGAUGGGAGUCAAGGGGAGGAUGAGGAGGAGACUGACUUGCUUGAGGAAUGUCUAGAUCCAAAUGAUGAAACAAUGCGAGAUUAUCAAAAUUCGGUAGAACAUUCCGAUUCGGAAUUGGAUAUCAAUGAAAUAUUAGAUGAACUAUCAGAAGAGUAUGGUGGAGGAAAAACAGUAACUGCGGAAAAGGAAGGUUCUAAAAACACGGUUGUCGAUUUCGAAGAAGUUCUAAUCGAAACGGAUAAUGCUGAAUUACCACCAAAGAGAGCAAAUUUUUCUAGCAACAGGAAAAGAAAAACAAAGAGCAAUUCUGUAAAAGAAAAUACUUUAAAAUUCAAAUGUGAAAUUUGCUGCAAAGUCUAUAGAUUAGAGCGGGAACUGCAUGAUCACUAUAAUGAACAUGAUUCAAAGCUACUAAAAUAUCCCUGCAAUAGAUGUAAAGAAUAUUUUAUGUCACAGGAUUCCCUCAACAUCCAUAGAGAUAUAAAACAUAAAAAUAAAAUCUAUGAGGAUUGUGAAAAAUGUGGAAAACUUAUUUGCUCCACAUUAAUAUAUGAACAUAUGGAACAACAGCAUAGCCAGGAUAAAGAAUACGAAUGUAAAACAUGCGAUCGUAAUUUCCUUACAAAAUUAGCAUUUGUUAAACAUCAAGAGAUGAUACACGGUCCGACCAAAUUAAAUCGUUUUGAGUGUCCUGAUUGUGAACGAUUUUUCUUUACCACGAAAAAUCUUAAAAAUCACAUAAAAAUGACACAUAAUACAAAGAGAAAUGGUACUGCAGCAACAGAUCAGGAUUUUCUAUGUGACAUUUGUUCGAAAACAUUUUCCAAUAAAUACAGUUUAAAAAUGCACAUACAACGGCACACCGGUGAUAUUUUAAAAUGUUCCUAUUGUGAAAAGGAAUUUGUAACAGCCAAGGACUUGAGAAUACAUAUACGAUUUCAUACAAGAGAAUUUCCCUUUAAAUGUGAACAAUGUUCACAGACGUUUGCCAUUAAAACACAUUACGAUCAGCAUCGUAAGAAACAUGAAGGUGUACGCUAUCGAUGUCAGGUGUGUGAUAAGGAAUUUGGUCAUAUGUUUAGUUUACGUCAGCAUUCAUUUAAACAUCGUGGUUAUCCGUUUAGUUGUAAAUUGUGUGGAAAAGGAUUACCGGCAGUAUUUAAAAUGCGAGUCCACUUGAAAACAAGGCAUCGUAAAGUAUUCAAUGGGGAAUAUUCCGACGAAGAGGCUGAUCAAUAUAUUAUACGAAAUAAUAUUGAAAAAAUGUAUCCUUGUGUUGAAGUACUUCCUGAUAAAAUAGUGCGUUAA